Molecule: messenger RNA, 3776 nt
Organism: Frankliniella occidentalis (western flower thrips)
Lineage: Eukaryota; Metazoa; Arthropoda; Insecta; Thysanoptera; Thripidae
Product: VPS35 endosomal protein-sorting factor-like
Exons: 9
Coding region: 182-3169 (995 amino acids)
Biological process (GO): endocytic recycling
Cellular component (GO): endosome
Source: RefSeq, a predicted model, not a curated record
CUUUGCUUCGUCCGCCGGUACCGCCACCAACUGUCAACAACAGGCAGGCACCGGACCAACACAAGGAUCUGGUGCAGAAGAAUGUUUUCGUUUUGGACCAUUUUUCCUCGAUUGUCCCUCGAAUAUUUUAGCAUUGCUUUAUAAUUUAUUAUAAUUAGAAGUGCUCAGUAAAUAGAUCAAAAUGCCAGCGACGACAACCCCACGAACUUCCUGCGAAUGGAUUUCAAGGACAAGAGACAGACUUCAGGAAAAUGUGAAAAAACAACUACCCUCAGAGGAAAUUUUAGAUCAUCCAUUAAAGCCUUUAGUGGUCACGAUGUCAGAAACACGCAUAGUAAAGUUGCGAACUGUUGGAGGAAGUACAACUAGUAGUACAAGAUCAUCAACUCCAACUCCAACACAGAGCUCUUUAGCAUAUUCCAUGGAUCCUCUUGGUGCCUUAGAAGGAAGUGAUCCCUUAAGUCAACUAGCUAACCAGCAAAAGAUGGAUCCAUUAUCAGCAAUGGCUGCAGAAUCUUGGGUUGAACCAGUCGAGGGCAAAAGAGGCAAGGAGAAUGUUACUGCCAGUGCUGGGAUGGAUGAUGGCUUUCAAGAAUCUUGGGCAUCUAGAAAAGCUGGAAUUCUAUGCAAAUUUACUACAUCUGAAAAACUAUCCAUUGUUACCAGUUUCUUGUCAGGGGGAGAAAAGGUGGUAGUAAAGGCCCAAAGCUCAGUUGUUGAUAAAGUCAGAACUCGCCUGGAACAAUUGGAUGACUUCGAAGAGGGUUCUGUUCGUCAGAUGUUGGAUUUGUCACAACAAGAAUAUAUGGGUCGAAUAGAACAACUGAAUUCUGAAUUGGUUCAAGCAUGGCACCAAGAUCAAAGAGUUAAGGCUUUAAAAAUUGCCAUACAGUGCUCAAAACUACUAGUGGACACAUCUGUGAUUCAAUUCUACCCAAGCAAGUUUGUUCUCAUCUCUGAUAUUCUUGAUAUAUUUGGGAAACUAGUGUAUGAACGCCUCAGAACAAAAUCAGAUUAUUGUGCACCAGGAAGCAAAGUUCCCACUCCUUUACCAGAAAAUUUCACUCCAGAUAUGGUUCCUGAAUCUGCAAAAGAAACAUGUCGUAACUGGUUUUACAAAAUUGCUUCAAUUCGUGAACUGGUUCCCCGUUUGUAUGUUGAAAUGGCUAUCUUAAAGUCCUACAGUUUCUUGACAUCAGGCGAGUUCUCACAAGGCCUACUUAGGCUGACUCGAAUGAUUAGAGGAAUUGGCGACCCUCUAGUUGCUGUUUAUGCCCGAUGCUACUUGUGUCGUGUAGGAUUAAGUAUCAACUCCAGUGACCGAGUGUAUUUACGUGAAAAUUUUUAUGACUUUCUUUCAAUUUACAACCAAUUGUUUUCCCCUUCUGUCCGUAUGGAUUUGACUUUUCAAAAGGUUGAUCUGUCAACAUAUCUUACUCUGUACACACCAGCAUUGGAUUAUAUCUUGCAAAGUGUAGCACAUGAUGCAACAGAAAAGACUCUUGCAGAUAUCCUUGAUAGAUGUAAGCAGAAAUGCAACAGUGCAUUGCUCUUCAAUACCAUUAUGGCAGCUUUCAAACCAGCAUAUAUUGCUGCUCGAGCUACACAAUUUGUUGAGCUGUUGACGUCCUGUGAUGAGGAAGGAUUUCCAAAAUAUCUUCUCUUCAGGACCCUAGGACUAUGUCUUACUUUGGCUGAUCCACCAACAGAGUAUUGCCUCCAAAUACUAAAUGAUGUUUGGAAAAUUGUUUCCAAGCUUACUGAUCCUGCUCAAUAUAUUUGUUGUGCCGAAGUUUGGGUCCAAUAUGUGGCCAAACACUUAUCCACUAGAGAAGUUAAUACUUUUCUUGGUGAUAUUAUCAAGCACAUGAGUGUUGGCCGGGCCUAUGAAAGCCAUUAUUCUUCUCUACAAACUGUUAUGGAACGUGUACUUUCUCAUGCAAAUGACUUUGAAACUCUUCUUACUAUGGAUAAGUUUUUGCCUAUGCUUGAUAUUUUUCAAAAAGAAAGUGUUAAAGUUGAUGUCUGCAAAAGCAUAAUGUCACAUUAUACCAAGCAUUACCAAUACCAAACCACAAAUGAUCCUGUUAUUACAAAUGCUCUUAUGUUCAUCUGUCGAGUGAUGCAUGAUUCAGUAAACGCAUUGACUGUUGAAGAUGAAAAAAGACAAAUUGGUAAUUUGAUCUGCAAUUUUGUGAAAAGAGUUGAUUUUGGAAGAGAUUUUGAACAACAGCUGUCAUUCUAUGUGGAAGCUAGAGCAUCAUUUACCAAUCUAGAUGUUAUUCAUGCUCAGUUAGUGCAGAGUGUAAACAGACUUGCUGUUGACACCAGAUGUAUAGUGAAGGGUCACCAUACAAGAAAGACGGCUUCAUUUGUUCACGCCUGUGCUGCGUAUUGCUAUAUCACAAUACCCUCCAUUUCAUCAGUUUUGAUGAAACUAGAGUUAUAUCUUUUGUCUGGCCAGGUGGCACUCCUAAACCAAUGUCUAGGGCAAGCGGAUGCUUGCCUGAAAGCAGCUUUGAGUCUGAUUGCUGAUGUGCCAAAAAUUAUUGAAAUUGAUGGUAAACAGAAGAGCUCUGAGCCAUACAUAGUCUCAUACAUUUGUAAUUUUUUAUCAACUCUACUGAUUGUGCCGGACAGUCCUGAACAAGGAGUAUUAUAUCUUACCAGAGGGUUACUGAAUGUUAUCCAAAACUACAGUUGGGAUCCACAGAGUGCUGGUCGUGCAACUGUAUACCUUUAUGUACUGGACAUGCUGUCUACUGCUGCACAAGAAUCCUACCCGUACCAUAUCGAUAUGGUGGAUUCAAAUGAUGUUCUUUAUGGAUCUGAUCCGAAGUUCAUUGCUGAAUUGAACAGGAUGUGUUCUGUUGUUGUGGAAGAAAUUUUGAGCCAUCUUCAGUAUCUAGGAAAAAACGAACUUUUCUCCAAACAGUCCUCUUUGGCACUAGAUCUUCUCAUUCGAAUUGCUACUAAAGCAGAUUUGUCUAAGCCAGAUUUAGCUACUCUUGCCUUAAAUUUGUGGAAUCUUUCUCAAAAACAUGGAUGCUUAGAUGUGAAGUUAGCUGUUCGCACAACAGAGUACUUAAAGAAAAAGUUCUCUGGUUGCAAUCAAGAAUAUUAUGCAGAAUUUAUAUCAAGGCUGAAAAUUAAAUCCCAAGUGAAAUAAAUAGCUUUUUAACCAAACAAAGAUGUCCAAUCAAGAAGCAAUAAUAAUUACUUUUUACUUAUCUACUGUAAUUACUAUAUUCAAUCACCAUAUUAAUCAGCUCAAUUUUGUUUUGUAAACAAUUUUUAAGUGAGCAAAUUUUGUUUUAUGUCCCUUUGUUGUGUUUUCAUGUGUCACAUGCAAUGUAUAUCACAAGUUUUAUUCCUGAAAUGUGUUAUUUAAUUUUAAGUUUUUGUACCUAGUAAUUCUAGUAUUUGGGAAACUGCACCUAAUUCAUGAAGAGCUGGUCUCUGCUGCUAAGUGCAAUAUUGUUAUCUAAGAUCUUGUAUGACUUUUCCUCCCAAUUUACUGACCAUGCAUUUUUGUGCCAUUGUUAUAUUGUUAUUAUUCCUAAAAAGGAUACAAUAAUUUGGGAACAAAUAAUUCUACCGUGUCUCUGUUAACAACUAAUGUGUUGCUGUUUGUUGUACUCUUUUUUAUAUGAUCUGUUAUAUCUUUGGGGAGCUAGAGAAUAAGUCUGAAGUCAGAUAGGUUAGAAAAUACAAAUUUUUGAGUCAUUACAUGUAAUAUGGUAAAAAAAUAUAUUCACAUAGGUAAUCUAUCUAUA